AUGAGUCAUCUCGAGGAGAGAUUCGCAGAAAUUAGGACUCAUCUUAAAGACUAUGUUAGUAACAAUAAGUUAUUGAUGCAAUUUCAGAAGAAAGAUCUCGAAAGUUUCUUUGAAAAUACAACAUUUUCAUCAAAUGAUUACAUUACAUUACUUGAGCAAUCUUCUAAUACAGGAUAUGCAAGUACUAUCUCAGAACUGGCUCUUAAAACUAAUGUGGAGUUUAAUAAUUACGAUGAAAUAAUCUCAACUCUGAAUACAGUCAAUAAAUGUCUCAAACUCAAAUUCUUUGAUAGUGUUAUUAACUAUAUAAAUCUAUCAGGAACAGAAAUUAAUAACUUAAUAGCAAGAAUAUCAUAUCUUGAAACCACAAUCAAGAAACUUCUGAUUGAGAUUGAUCAUCCAAAUAAGCUAAGACAAUCUACAUCCUUGAAUAAUGAAAACAGAUCAGAGAGUUCUCAAAAUCCUGAUACUGAUGAUGAUAACCUUCCUGUUGAAUUUUUAAUGAAACUCCAUGAACUCAGAAAAUCAAGAGAUUUCGAAAUUUAUUACAAAUUCUUUGAUGAACUUUCACAAAAUGGCAAUCAAAAUAUGAUUACAAGGGCAUGCGAGGAAGAAUUUGAUCAAAUUUAUAUAAGAAAUUACAUGCAUUGUCCAUUUGGAUAA
Trichomonas vaginalis G3 is the source of this 663-nucleotide messenger RNA. Its product is annotated as protein ubiquitination. Lineage: Eukaryota; Parabasalia; Trichomonadida; Trichomonadidae. The record is from RefSeq and is a predicted model, not a curated record. The coding region runs from base 1 to 663 and encodes 220 amino acids. The transcript has a single exon.